Pteronotus mesoamericanus is the source of this 1304-nucleotide messenger RNA. RefSeq lists its product as uncharacterized. The transcript has 4 exons. Bases 1 to 810 code for a protein of 269 amino acids. NCBI's taxonomy places the organism in Eukaryota, Metazoa, Chordata, Mammalia, Chiroptera, Mormoopidae. The record is from RefSeq and is a predicted model, not a curated record.
AUGGCUGGGCGGGGCCGUCCCCGGUGCAACGACCGGGCGUGGGGUGAGGCCUGGCCGCCCCCGGCUGGGCAAAGCCUCCUAGGGGCGGGGCCGCGAGCAAGCGGCGCGGCUCGCUCUCUGCAGCCCUGGCGCGCUGCGAGUUGGACUGGCGCGCGCACCUGGCAGAGCAACUUACCACGGACUCCAAGAUGGGCCCACGAAAGGAGGACCCGGCUUGCAUGCGGGGUGAUACGUGGGGGUGGCGGAUGGACUUCAGGAGAGGCAAGGAAAACUCUUACGGCCUUGUUGCAGCCCCCAAAGCGCCCCUCGCGGUCCGCUGGCUGCCUUGAAACCUCACCCUGCCGGCUUCCAGGAGGGCUGCGCCAAGUACAGCAGCGGUAUUGGAAACAUUGUUGCAAAAUCCAUGCCCAGGCUGGUGGGCCAGACGCGCAGAGAGGCAUGGAAAGGUGUUCGGCAUCUGGUGUUGAGUGGCAUCUUCUGGCUCAGCCUGGCAGUCGAACAGCAAGUGGAUGGGAAAGAACCUUGACAACACAAAACUCAUUUACUAAUGGACUGGUUUUGAGUUUCUCUUCUCCGGGUCCGCAAAUCGCCCUGCCUGAGCUCUCGGCCUAUUCAGACCUCGCCGGGAGCAGGGUUCCCCAGGAGGCAGGUGGGCGGCUGCUCCCGCGGCGCCGCGCAGGUCGUCGGAGCCCGGGAUACCUAGGGUCGAGGACACCCGGAGUUUCCGAGCCACCAGAGGAAAAAGAUGAACGUUGCCACUUCAACCAGGAUUUGGGGAGUCUCCGCACUGCCCCAGAGCGACGAUGCUAAUUUGUUGAAGAGACACCUCCCGAUGUCCUUCCCUUCCAAAUUAUCAGUAGUUAAAGUAGGAUCCCCGCUGUUCUCGGUGGCGAAGGAAUUCCAAGAAAGCGGGCCUGAAAGCCUCUUGCUCCAAGCCAGAAAGGAUAGAAGUGGGUUCUAGCCAGAGGUUUUUGAACCAAGGCCUCAUGUCAACUCAGCCAGAAACGCCAGCAGCAACUAGUGCCUCCGCUUUGGCUUUUCCAUAGACCAGUUGUGCGCACCGGGCCAUUACCUGCAUAGAGGAGGCACUUAAGAGCUGAAACCUGGCGUCGGGCAGCCUUUGCCAGCGCGUUACCCUCGGGAGCCAAGAUGCGGAGAGGGCAGCAGCUAGAGUUGCACGUUCCCUUUAAAUCUCCGACGCAUCUCUGUUUUUCGUGUGAUUUGCAUUGACAGCAAGGGUUUUAAGUUACUAGAACAACUCAAACCUUUCUGUGUGCGAUUUAAAAUGGAUCAUUUGGUUUAUG